AUGGCGACGGAUGACGAAGAAGCAGGAAUGCGGAGACUUCUUCGGGCGGGCCCUCGAGCCCUAAUUGCGUGGCGUCUCACCGCCGCGGCCGCCGUCUUCCUUAUAACUUGCCGUCGGAUCGGUCGUCUACCAGAAGAAAUGUUUGCGUCGGCCCAAAGUGCCGGCUUCGCCGCUUGCGCCUGUUCCGCGGGUGCCAUCUUCGUCUGCCUUUUCUAUGUUCCCGCUCUCGUCUUUAAAAUCCAGAAUAUCAAUGAGCAGGUUUGAAUUGAAUUCUGUUAAACUUUUGCAUUUUCUGACGGUUUUUUGUAUUACCCAAUCAGGGAAAAUUUUUAUUUUUUGUCUUUUUUUGAAGAUUGAAACUUGCUGGUUCAAAAUUGACUUUCAUGAUUUUUUCUGUGAGUAAGGAAUGAUCAUUCUUUGUACAGUGCUAGUCUCUAAACUGAUUUUUCGAGUUUCUGAAAAAUUUUUUUCUUCGUAUUUUUUUAAUUUUUUUCAAAUUUUCGACAAAGCCAACAAUAAAUUUGAGCCAUUUUUUUGAAUGAUAAAGGAUUAUUUUUGAAUCAAAAUUGAUUAAAACCAGGAGUUUUUGUACAUUGCAUCAGUUUUCCGAUCUGAAGCCUUGAUCAGUAGAAGAAGCGAGAGAGAAAACGCAGCCUGAAGAGAGGCCAGAGAAUUAUAGAAUCUUUCUUUCUCUGGCGUCUCUUCGUUAUGCGCUGCUCUCUCCUUUUCGUUUUUAACUUUGGUGCAUUUACAAAUUCUCAAUAAAAUCAACUGUUCUGCAACUUUUAUUUUUGUCCAGAUGAAGGGAUUCCUGAUCGUCUAGAUUAAAAAUCAAACCAUGAAUUUUUGAGCUUAUGGACUUUUUAAGAAUGCUUUUUUCCCCAAAUUCCUAAGACUUUUUUCAAAAAUGAGCUUUCCAGCUCCGAGUUGACAGCGAGGAGUUCCGCGCGAUGGCCGACAUCACCUGGCAAGAGCUCAUCGUGACGCGACGUGCUAAGAGACAGGUUUUUGCGAUUUUCUUGUCUUUUUCCAUCUCCUUGAAAAACAUACCUCGAUAAUAUUUUGUUUUGAGGCUUACGGAGAGACGCCAAAGAAGACGUACGCUCUGCACACUGCCUACGCGAAACCGGACGCUUUCGUCGAGGGCGGCGGAUCCACUUGCAGUGAGUCGCGUAUAAUAGACUUUCCGAAAAAAGCUUUGAGAGGAUUUCUUUGAGAAUCUAUAAGUGGAAAAAAAAAUUGUUGAUGAGUUGAAGGAGCACAGGAAACUUUUAUAAAGUUCUCAUAACCUGAAACUUCUUCAAUCAGACUUCUGCGUCUUCAAACACCUAGACUGAUCUGAAUAGACUAUUUUCUGACCUGAUAUUUCUUAUAAGUGAACGUUUGAUGGUAUUUCGAAUGAAAAAAAGAGUGAAGGAUGUCUUUGAGAUUUUAUAAGUGGAAAAAAUAUUUGUUGAUGAGUUGAAGGGGCACAGGAAACUUUUAUAAAGGUCUCAAAGCCUGAAACUUCUUCAAUCAGACAUCUGCGUCUUCAAACACCUAGACUGAUCUGAAUAGUCUAUUUUCUGAUCUGAUAUUUCUUAUAAGUGAACGCUUAAUGGUAUUUCGAAUAAAAAAAAAGGAAAAGAGUGAAAAAUAUCUUUGAGAUUUUAUAAGUGAAAAAAUGGUGAGUUUAAAGGAGUAUAAUGAAACUUUAAUAAAGGUCUCAGAGCGUGAAAAUUAUUCAAAAUUCAGACUUCUGCAUCUUCAAACAUCUGAAAUGAUCCGAAUAGACUAUCUUGUGACAUCACCUAGCUAUUAUUAAACUUAAGCUUCUCACUUUUAUACUCUUAAACCUUUUAGGUCGAAUUUAUGUGGCUUCACAAGCUUUUGAGCCUUUAUAAAAUUCAUUGAGCUGUUAUAAAAGAGCUCUCAUCCAAAUUUAACAAAAUUCGGUAUCCUCCUUCUAAUUAAAACCAUCGCAGGCUGCAACGGAAACAACAACUGCCCAGCUGGCCCACCAGGACAGCCAGGAAAGCCGGUAAGCCAAAAAUUUCCUCUCAGAAGAAGAUCUCAACGACUUCAGGGACUCGACGGCGACGCCGGAGAGCCAGGAAAAGCCGGACCACCAGGAUUGGCCGGAAUCGCGCCACCAGUCACUAUUGAUCCAGUUAGUCUUCUGAUAACUUCAGAAAAAUCAAUGUAUUCUUACAGAGCCGAGGCUGCCGCGUCUGUCCCAACGGACCUCGCGGACCUCCAGGACAGCCUGGAGAAGCUGGACCAGUCGGGCAAGAAGGACAGCCCGGUAACCCAGGACGCAUCGGAGAAAUGGGUCGUGAAGGAUAUCCAGGUCAGCUUACUCCUAAAUUUCAACUAUUUAAGCUUGAAAAAGUUCAAGAACCAAGUGGUCUCUCAUAGAAAUAGUUACAAAGGAAAGCAGACAGAAAGAGAAAGAAUGGAUCUUGAACUUCCAAUUUUAGGUCAACAAGGAAUCCCCGGAGAGCCUGGAAAGUCUGGAAAGCUCGGAGAGCCAGGACCACCAGGACGCGACGGAAUUCGCGGAGCCAAGGGAGCCAUGGGACCGAAGGGAGAGCCAGGACCAGCUGGUCAGAAGGGACCAACUGGAUAUCCUGGUCGCGACGGACAGCGAGGCAGCGACGGUAGGAUGAAGGGCUUUAGUUCUCGCUCAAAAAGUAGUUUCCAGGAGAAGUCGGACCAGUUGGACCUACUGGACAAGUCGGCAUGCCUGGAGAGACUGGACAACUGGGUCUGGUUGGAGCUCCUGGUCAACCUGGUUAGUGACUUUAUUUCGUUAGUGAAAUGACCGAAAAUGACUACAUCAAAAUGCGUGUUUUUUCAGUCUCUUUUGAAAGUCCUACUUGAACCUAACCCUUUAUCUUUUUACAACCGUGGCGAAAAAUGUCUUAAGAAAGGAGAAUGAAAGCAAAUUCAAACGGUGAUACUUCAGGUGCGGACGCCAACUACUGCAAAUGCCCCGACCGCAGCGCCGGAGUGAACAAGUACGAGAACACCCCCUCCAAGAACUACGAGACUCCUUCGGCGGCCGUCGAAGCGCCAGCCUACGAGCCUCAGCCAGUGAGUAGAAUAUUUAGCUGUCAAGUAAAACUCCAGGAUAUCUUAGUCAUUUAUUAGUCAGUGAAUUAUAAAGAGCACAACCGAGGAAAUGUUAAGAUUGGCCGGUUAGGAAUGAUGGUCAUUUAUUCCCCUAUGAAAUAUUAUUUAACUUAUUCAAAAAAAUCGUUUUUUUGAAUUGGAUCUACGAUGUCACCGUGAGAAGAUUAGAAAUAUUGUUUGUCAAUCAAAUGCAUAUUACAAAUAAAAAAAUAUAAAAAAAUAUUGAUAUUCAAUCGAUAAACCCAAAUCAUUUCUAACAGGCCCCCUUAAUAAAAAAAUAAUGUUUUAUCAGCCGGCGACGUACACACCAGCUCCCGACGCCGCCGUCGAACAACCGCGCAGCCCCUACCGAAAAUGGAAGUGGCUCCAAUGA
This is a messenger RNA of Caenorhabditis auriculariae, 3487 nucleotides long. NCBI's taxonomy places the organism in Eukaryota, Metazoa, Nematoda, Chromadorea, Rhabditida, Rhabditidae. The record is from the annotation of a GenBank genome assembly.